Messenger RNA from Gossypium raimondii (Peruvian cotton), 1037 nucleotides. RefSeq names its product cytosolic sulfotransferase 15. The transcript has a single exon. Gene Ontology annotation, molecular function: sulfotransferase activity. The record is from RefSeq and is a predicted model, not a curated record. Gene Ontology annotation, cellular component: cytoplasm. Gene Ontology annotation, biological process: sulfation. Bases 6 to 1037 code for a protein of 343 amino acids. NCBI's taxonomy places the organism in Eukaryota, Viridiplantae, Streptophyta, Magnoliopsida, Malvales, Malvaceae.
UCGUCAUGAAUACAGCAGAAAUGUUUUCGCUAACCCAAAAAAUGGAAAAGUCAUGGGAUAAUGAAUUCCAAGAACUGGUGAAAGCCCUCCCUAAAGAAGAUGGUUGGAUUGGAUCCCAUCUUUAUUUCUAUCAAGGUUUUUGGUGCCCAGCUCUUGUUUUAAAAUCUUUCAUUUCUUUCCAAAAAAAUUUCCAAGCAUUUGCUUCCGAUGUUAUCCUUGCCACUUUCCCCAAAUGUGGCACUACUUGGCUUAAGGCGUUGGCUUACAUCACUUUAUACCGCUCUCACUUUGCAAGGGAUGAGAACCCCUUGCUUUCCUCUAGUCCUCACCAACUGGUUCGUUUCUUAGAGUAUGAUCUCUACUUGAACAACCCUUUUCCUGAUCUCCAAAACGCUUGUGCUUAUGAGCCUAGGCUUUUUGCCACCCACGUUCCUUAUGCUUCUUUGCCUACUUCCAUUACAGAUUCCAACUCUAAGAUUGUUUACAUAUGUAGGAACCCCUUGGAUAUGUUCAUUUCGCUUUGGCUUUUCAGUACCAAGCUUCGAGACAACAACCUAAGGCCACUAUCACCAGAUGAAGCUUUUGACAAGUUCUACCAUGGAAUUUAUGCAUUUGGACCCUUUUUUGAGCAUGUAUUGGGAUAUUGGAAGGCAAGCCGAGAGAAUCCCAACAAAAUAUUGUUUUUAAAAUAUGAAGAUCUUAUGGAAGAUACCAAUUCUCAUCUAAAAAAUUUAGCUAUGUUUUUAGGAGUUCCUUUCACAGAGGAUGAAGAGAAACAAGGAGUUGUUCCAGAAAUAGUAAAAAUGUGUAGCUUUGAGAACUUAAAAGAAUUGGAAGUGAACAAGAAGGGCUUACACGCUUCUGGAAUUCCAAACGCAGAUUUUUUUAGAAAAGGAGAAGUGGGAGAUUGGAGCAAUCAUCUCACACCUUCCAUGGUUGAACGUUUGGAAAAACUUAUUCAAGAGAAAUUGAAUAACUCAGGUUUAACAUUUAAACUCUCCUGCAAAACUUCAAGGAUAUUCCACCCAACAGAAUAA